Molecule: messenger RNA, 2271 nt
Organism: Colletotrichum karsti
Lineage: Eukaryota; Fungi; Ascomycota; Sordariomycetes; Glomerellales; Glomerellaceae
Product: early growth response protein 1 (egr-1)
Exons: 9
Coding region: 1-2271 (756 amino acids)
Biological process (GO): DNA-templated transcription; translational elongation
Cellular component (GO): cytoplasm; nucleus
Molecular function (GO): zinc ion binding; DNA binding
Source: RefSeq, a predicted model, not a curated record
AUGAGCUUCGGAAAGCUGUACUGGUACCCCAAGGCGCCUCGCGCUACGCAGUGCCUCUACAUUGCCGAGUACAACAAGCUUGACAUCGAGUUCGUCGAGGCAUGGCCGAUUAAGGUCGACCCGAGCAAGGGUGGAGUUGGCGAAGAAUAUCUCUCGAAGUUCCCUCCCGGAAAGGUGCCCGCUCUGGAGCGUCCGAAUGGCUUCACCUUGUUCGAGUGCAUCCCGGUUGCCAUCUAUCUCGCGAAGCAAGAUGCCAACACCAAGCUCCUGGGCUCAACACUUGAAGAGGAGGCGACGAUUCUGAAGUGGGCAUCUUUUGCCAACAGCGAGCUUCUGCCCCCCAUCAUGGCGUGGAUCAACCCAGUCAAGAGCAAAGAGCCAGCGUCACCCGAGGUGCUUGCCGCGGCCGAGAAGAACAGCGAGGGCAUGGUCAGCGUGGUGGAGAAGGCAUUGACAGGAAAGAAGUUCCUCGUCGGCGACCAGCUGACGAUAGCUGAUCUUUUCGUCGUGGCCGCAAUCGCAAGAGGAUACCAAUUCGUGUUUGCCAAGAAGUGGACGGAAGCACACCCCGCCAUCCACGACUGGUACUGGCGAAUCAAGAGCGACGAUAUCUGGAAGAAGAUUGAUGGAGAGCCUCUGUACUGCGAAUCAACCAUAGACGAAGCAGCCCGCAAAGCUGUCUUUGAGUCAACACUGUCUUCGUUGCAGCAAUAUGUCGAGCAAAAUCGUUCACGGUAUCAGGAAACAUGGGUCCUGCAGACAUUCCUACUCCUCGAGUUCCUCGGUAUCUACGGCGGCAAUGACACCAGCUUUCUUAAAGCCCAGAGGGUACACCGCGAUCUCAUCGAUGCCAUACGACUCCUACAAAUGUCCCAGGACAGCUCCAUCGAAUCCCUUUCGAUGAACUCCGGCGAGGACAGCGGCUACGGCGAAGAAGGCGACGAGGACGAUCUCCAAGAGCCUGUCAGCGCCGAAGCUCUUAAUGAACAAUGGCAGGACUUCAUACGAAAGGAGAGUCGGAAGCGAUGCGUCUAUAUGCUUUACCUGCUGGACUCUCAGCUUGCGAUACUCUGUAACCUGCGGCCGAUGUUGUCUUCCCUUGAAAUCAAGUACGACCUUCCAUGCUGCGAAGAUAUAUGGCUAGCGCGUUCGGAUCGAGAAUGGUUUGAAAAGAAACGACAGCGUUUCAAGUCUUUCGACGAGCCCGACGAUCAGGCUUACGCGCAUGAGACUCCGCCUAGUCAGGGUUUCUUCUACGAAGCAUCUCAGACUCUGCUGCACGCCAACCGCAACGAUGAUGGUGGGAGGGGCUCGGGCGACGGCAAACAGAAGCCCAAGAAAUUGAGGCUACUAUGGGCGUCGCCGUUUGCGGCUGUCAUUCUGGUGACGCAGCUACAGAUGAUGGCGAGAGAACUGACGCAUGCCAGUUGCUUGCUCGAGAGACCCAAGGCGCAACGCCGUGCGCUUUCCAUAUUGACAGACAAACAGCAUGCGCAAAUCUCUCAAGCACUCAAUGGUAUUGCAGAGUUGGUGCCGCGAAACCAGAAACCCGUGUUCAGCUUCUUCGACUUUGGUCGGAUGGAUGUUCUGCCAGACAGCCACGAGGACCAGACACCGCUUUGGCACACGUUCUGGAUUCUUUGGUACUACACCUCUAUCACGCUUUCACACCCGGACUCUUUGCUUGUUAGCGGAGUUGUCGAGUCGAAUCUUCCGUUGGCAAUUGCAACGGCUGGUCACUUGGCAACGCCAAGAAGCAAGGACAAGCGAGACAUCUAUGAAGAUCGCGACGUGUUCCGAAUACUGAACGACUUGGAAUCGGCCCUCGACCUCCUGAACCCGAUCAAAUCAACCGCUCCCCCCGCUCUCGAAAACCCCUUCAUAACUCUCCUCGGUUUCAAGAUCUGCCUCGUAGGAUGGCGCCUAGUCCGACUGACAAUGCCGGCCGCUCAGCGUGGGAACGGCUGCAACGGCAGCGGAGGCAUGGGAUUGGGCAACAGCGGCCGUUCCAACCCGAGUCGAUUUGUUUUGGACGCCAUCAUGGCCUGCGUUGGCACAGGCGGCGACGACGAUGCGGAGAACGCGGCGGCGGCGCUGGCCAUGUUGGAUAGGCCGGUCGAUCUCGCGCGGAGUGAGGUCCGGUUUCUCGAGUGGAUCGUCGCCAAUUUCAAUAAGCGGACGACUUGGCCUGUUGGGAGCUGGGUUGCGGCUGUCAUGCAUGAGAGUUUAGCUAAGGCGAGGGAUGCUUAUGUGGCGCCUAUGAGUGAAUGA